CGAAAUUUGUAUUUGCCUAUUAUUUCAAUCGGCAACAUGGAGAUAGGCGAAGAGCUACGAACGUGGUUAGAGGACAAAAGCAAACAGUAUACGGCACGCUUGGAAUUUGCAAUUAAAGUGUGGCAAUCUCUCGAUUUUGUCUACAUAAAUAAACACGAAGUCAUUUGUCAAUGGCUGGCGGAGACGCUGACAAAUGUCGACGAGGAGCUGCCCGUGUCACAGCUGCAACAGCUGUUCAGCCUGCGCGCCCAACCGGGUCUUGUGGGUGUGGCCACAAAGUCGGCUCUGAUUCAAGCGCUGCUCAAGCGCAUUCAGGAUGCGGCUCCCAUUGCUGGUCACACACAUCCGGCACUGAUCCAGCAACUGCUGAACUUUGAGCUGGUGCAGGAUGCGCUGCGUGCCGACUACGAUCUAAUCAUGUGCAGCUAUGGCAUUCUCUUCACCUGCUACGAGCGACAGCUGCUCUUCUGUGGAGAUGACAAGGAAAUGCGUCAUGCUGACUUUAUGCUGCCGCUGCUGCAACAGCUGCGCGACUAUGUGCAACGUGCCCAGAAUCGUCCCCGUCUGCUCAAGGCAUACACGGAGGCGACGCUGCAGCCUCUCUGCCAGCUGUUCCUGCAGUUGCGUGAGCGCGGCUUCUGCUGCUUCGAGCAACUGGCGGCACUCGAGAUGCAGUUAACGGAUCAUCUGGACACCAGUGAGUUGACCACACGCAUGUCCAAGCUGCCACUGGCCUUGCAUCUACUCGUCCUGGAAGCAGCACUGCUCAAUCAUCGGUACGAUCCGGUUAAACAAUUUAAGCUAAUAAAUUACGUGCUCAGUUGGAGCGUUCAAUGGAAGCCGGAAUAUGUUGAUCCACCGGAAGCAGUGAUCACACUGACCACCCAUGCGCUGGAGUCGCUGCGCAAGCACAACAUUCCACUGCAAUUCGAAGAGAUGCGCAAACAAUCUGCCGUCGCCUUCGUCGCCGAACAUCUGCUCAAGCAGAUCAGCCAAUUCCGAGGCGAACAUCUGCGGCAGUUACUAAUGAUGCUCUGUGCCGCUUUGCGUCUCAAUCCGCUGCUGAUUGAACCGAAUGUCUAUCAGAUCACCGUGUGGAUGCUGUGCGCUCCGAAACGCAACGAUUUGGAGUUGCGUCUCUACGCGGAGUACCUGGUGCUUCUGCUGGACAUGUGCAGACGUUUGAGUCGCACCGAACGCUUCAUUAUGCAGCUGCUGAAAUCGUUGCGAGAAUGGCUCUCCAAAUUUGAGCUGCCAAUGUCCACGUGCAACGGCGAGUCCAAGCGCAGUCGCCUCACAUCGGAGCAGGAGGAGCAGCCGGCCUUGGAGCAAGACGAUGAUAUUUAUCUACAGCUGUUGUUCAAGACAACGAGGCCAACGGAAGCUGUGUGCUGCACAAGGGAUCGCCUCGCCCAAACGUGGCCAAGUCAGACAGCAGGCGCUGCGUUCACACGCCUCGUCAGUCAGCUCAUGUCCACGCCAUCCAUUGUCAUCUGGCGAAUGCUGCUGCACAGCUUUGCCGAUCUGCUGGUGACCGAUUCGCAGGCGGUGCUGCCGGUGAAUCUUAACUUUGCCAUCGAGCUGCAGGCAACUCUGCUUAGUCAGUAUCUGUUGGGCACACGGCUCGCGGAGCAAGUGCAGCAGCACGAGACCCAGGUGGCCGAGCAACGUCAACAUACCGCCCAGGUACUCUGCCAGUUUGGACGACAUCUGCUCGCGCGGGAGCACAAUCGUCGCACGAUGAACGCAUUCCUGGAGUGCGUCGAACGGGCCAGUUGCUUUGAUCUGCUGCUCGCCUAUUAUUGGCCAGACGGACUGUCACAGACGAAGCUGGACGUGGAGCCGGCACAGCUGCACAAAUUCCUGCCCAGCCACGAGUGGAAACUGAUCCAGCAGCGUGUUCACAAUUUCGGUAAAAGUUUGGGCCGUCAGCGAUUGCAGCGUCUGGAACUACAGCUGAUCGAAGCCGGCUGGCUGCUGUUGCCCAACCAGCGUGCGCAGCCCUGUCCGGAUGCCCUCGUCGAGCUGGUGCCCCCUCAACUAGUCGCCCACCACUUGACACGAGCCCAAAAACAGCUGCGACUGCAACAACAAGCGAAACAGCUGCAGCACACAGAUCUGCUGCACGACGCCGAAUGUGUGGAGCUGCAGACGCUGCAGCUGCUCGAGGAUUACGCAGCCAGUCUGAAGGAGGCCAAGAUUAAGGGCACGCUACUGUCCAAGCAACUCAAGCUACUGCACGAGGAUGAUGAGUCCGCCUUGGCCAAUGCGUUGAGGCAACAUUGUGCGAGCACAAAGCAGCCGGCAUUGCCAAUGGACACAACGCUGGAGCUGAUCGAGGCACUGCACCAGCUGCCACUCGUCCAGCUGGUUAGCAGAAUUAAGUCGCGUCUUUGGUUGCUCAUCUUCAGCCUGUAUCACGAUGUGAGACGCGCCCAGCUGCAGCAACAAGCCGACCAGCUACUCGAGCAGCUCAUCGAUAUUUUACAUUUUGGUCAGCCGCUGGCGCUUUACAAUUAUUUUCCGCAGUUGGUGGAGCUGCUGCAAUUGGUGCCCAUCGAUGCUGGUGCUGCUAGUGAUGCAGCAACAGCGGCCGUCUCGUCUGCCAGCCCGCCUGCGUGGCGAUUCUAUGAGACGCUCUUUGGGCGCUGCAUUCGUCGCUUAGGUCCCGGCACCGAUGUGUUCCUCGCCAGUUGUGCUCAACACUUUCGCGACCAGUUGCAGCAAUCGCAAUUGGAUACGGAGUGCCGCCGGUUGCUGCUGCUCGCAAUUGAGACGCUGUCGAGCGGGACGGGUGUGCAGGCGAGACGGAUGCAACGACAUCUGCAGCCGCUGCUCGAGAUUUACGGCCAGUUUGUCACACAUAAGUUUCGAUCGAAAAAGAAGCCGCCAACCGUCUACAAGGAGUUUGUGCAGCAGACCCUCAGCGGCUAUGCCAUCUAUCUGAGCAGCUGCAUCAAUCGUGCCGCCAAGCAGCAGCAACAGCAGCAGCAGCAGGAUGAGAAGCAGAAGGAGGAUAAAAAGGACGUGGCAACGACAACGACAACUGUGCAACCAAUCGAUGAAAACUUCCGGCACAUCUGCAAGAUUUACAUUGGACACUCGUUAAAUUAUCGUAAUGCACAUGCCAUACGGCUGCUGAAUGUGGCGCUAACGCAUCGCCAACUGCUGCAUCUGGACCUGGACGAGAUCGAGUUUGUGCUCAAUACGUAUUGGCGGCAAUUGAAUGCGGACAUUGAGUCCGCCUCCACAUUGGACAUCCAGUGCAUUGAGCCGGCCAUUAAACUGAUCAUUGGCUACAAGACCAAUGAGGAUUUUCUGCUGCUAUUGCGCAGACUGAUCGCCCAGCUGGACGGGAUGCAGCGGCCAGAGACGGCUGCCGAGCACACCAGCCUGCAGAAUGUGCUCAUCUUGUUGACGCUAUUCGCGAAAUGUUCGCUGAGCAGCAUUAAGGCGGCGAUGCUCAACGAGCACUUCGAGCUGAUCAGCGGCAAUGUUGCGUUGCGCCUGCCGCCCGUCAUCGAUGCCAGCUAUCGGCAGCAUGUGCUGCGUCUGCUGGAAGCACAGAGCGCAUUGGUCAGCAAUCGAACCGUUCCACUUAGCGGCGAAACACUUGACUCCAUACUUGGCAGCAUGCUCGAUAUAAAUAUCAAACGAUUCAUCAUUGCCGGCGGCAGCUGGUCGGAUUUCGUUCAGCUGCACGCCGCUCUCUCCGAGAAUUGUCUGCUGCUGUUGCGCAACCAUUCGUCACUGAUGUCGGAUCGUGCCGCACAGCUGACGGCUAUCUGUCAGGAUCUGGUGCAGUCGAUUGUCUGUUAUCGCAGCGAACGCAAACAGGCUCAGAGCCUCACAGAUGCCGAGCUCGAUGGCCUGUCUGAGCUGGCCAUGAAACUGGUUACGCUCAUCGCCGCCAUUGCGGCGGGACCUCUAGCGUUGGCCAUCAAACGUGUCGCACCGUUCCUGCUGAUCUUCACCAUCAAGCAGAUGGUCGCCACCGAGCGACCCACCACACUCUUCGAAAAGGUGAAGGUGCACAUGACUCGCAUCUGCCAUGAGCUGAUUGGCAUCUGUGAUCAUCGCGCUGGACACUUCAUAUUGCGUGCCAGCAGCGAAGCUGGCGCUGGCAUGUAUCAAAAUCUGGUCAAGGAGCACGACAAGUACCACAAGUUCCGGGGCAAAGUAUAGAUGGAUAUAAUGUACCCAUGUACAAACAUUGUAACUAAUUCUUAAUGAAUAAAUAUUAUAUAUUUAUGUAUAGUAAGAUUAAACUGAUUGCUACUUCAGAUGUUAAA
Molecule: messenger RNA, 4292 nt
Organism: Drosophila grimshawi
Lineage: Eukaryota; Metazoa; Arthropoda; Insecta; Diptera; Drosophilidae
Exons: 6
Coding region: 37-4185 (1382 amino acids)
Source: RefSeq, a predicted model, not a curated record